AUGGCUAAUGUUGAAUCGGCCAAAGGAGUUGAAUGCUACACUGUCGGCAUUCUAACAGUUAGCGAUACGUCAUCAAAAGACUCCACAAAAGAUCUAAGUGGUCCAAGUUUAAAAAAUAUUUUGGAGUCCAAAAGAGUUUUUAGUGUGUUAAAAACCAAGAUUGUCCCAGAUGAAUUUGACGAAAUACAGGAAACUGUUAAACAAUGGUGUGAUGUCGAAAAACUCGAUUUGAUAGUCACCACCGGAGGAACAGGCUUUGGAGUUAGGGAUAUAACUCCCGAAGCAAUCCAACCACUCUUGCACAAAUUGUGCCCGGGAAUUACUCAAAAAAUGGUGUCGGAUUCUCUUCAGAAAACACCUUUUGCUGCUCUUAGUCGACCAAUCAGCGGAAUCAGGGAAAAAACUAUUAUUAUGACAGUUCCCGGAAGUUUAAAAGGAUCGAAAGAAAAUGCGGAAGCGGUGAUAGACAUAUUACCUCAUGCCAUCGAUUUGAUAAGAGGUGGAACUGGUGAAAAUGUACAUUCGCAACUACGUGAUCAUCAAUGUGCAGGUGAUUUUCAUCACAAACAUGACCAUGCUAAAAAUGUGUCGACACGUUCAUUCUUGUCAGAUCCUCUUUCCGGACCCGUCACGCAAAGACAACGAAAAUCGCCAUAUCAAAUGAUCUCCGUUAAGGAUGCAUUGAGUAAAAUUACUGAACACGCUAAUACCUUGCCAAUUAUCACUGUUCCGGUGAAUCAAAACUUGAUUGGUGCGGUUCUGGCUGAAAAUGUAAUAGCAAAAGAACCGGUGCCAGGGUACCGCGCUUCUAUACUUGAUGGUUAUGCUGUUGUAGCAAACGAUGGCCCGGGGAUUUAUCCCGUGGUUGGUGUCUCUAUCGCAAGCGGAAGUUCCGAAUCUUUCGAUAAGGAAUUAAAACCAGGCCAGAUUACUCGUAUUACCACCGGGGGGCCUGUUCCUCCUGGUGCUACGGCCGUGGUAAUGGUUGAGGACACGACUCUCGUACGUGCGUCGGCUGACGGAUUCCAGGAAAUGGAAGUUCAGAUUCACGUUCAGGUUCGUGAUAAUGAAAACAUUAGAGAAGUCGGAUCUGAUCUCAGUGUUGGAACGGUUGUUGCGCGUAAAGAUGAGCUUGUAACAGCGGUGGGUGGUGAAAUUGGAGUUCUGGCCUCUGUGGGAGUAAAGGAGGUGCAAGUGUAUAAGCGACCGGUACUCGGUAUUUUGUCUACCGGAAAUGAAGUUGUCGACCAUAACGAUCUUUCGGAAUUAAAGUAUGGUGCGGUUCGCGACAGUAAUCGACCUGCACUAUUGGCAAUUGCAAAAGCUACUGGUUUUGAGGCUAAGGAUUUUGGUAUUGUCGGUGACGAUCCUAAAGAAAUAGAGCGUACUUUAAGAUCAGCCCUAUCUCAGGUUGACGUGUUAGUUACCACCGGUGGUGUCUCUAUGGGCGAACUUGAUCUACUUAAGCCAAUAUUGGAACAAUCAUUGGGCGCUAUCAUUCAUUUUGGAAGAGUGAAGAUGAAACCAGGGAAGCCAACCACAUUCGCUACAAUUCCGGGAUAUUCUCCCGACGGUCAAGAAAAACUAAUUUUUGGGUUACCCGGAAACCCUGUCUCCGCAGUUGUAACUUUUUAUUUAUUUGUAUUACCAACCCUUCGAAAGAUUUCUGGAUACGAGAAUUGGACUUUGCCGAUAUUGCAAGCCGAGCUGACAAACGAUAUAUUUCUCGAUCCGAGACCAGAAUAUCAUCGGGCGAUAAUCUCUUAUGAUAGAGAAAAAGGAAAAUUAUUGGCCAGCUCAACAGGCCAUCAAAUUAGUAGUCGAAUUCUUAGCGUGAGGAGUUGUAAUUCUUUAUUAAUUUUACCUGAAAAAACUGAUGAACUUACUAAAUUGUCCAAAGGAACUACUGUUGAUGCUAUGUUGAUAGGACAGUUGCAUUGA
This is a messenger RNA of Acaulospora morrowiae, 1941 nucleotides long. Lineage: Eukaryota; Fungi; Glomeromycota; Glomeromycetes; Diversisporales; Acaulosporaceae. The record is from the annotation of a GenBank genome assembly.